This is a messenger RNA of Rhopilema esculentum, 1452 nucleotides long. The record is from RefSeq and is a predicted model, not a curated record. Lineage: Eukaryota; Metazoa; Cnidaria; Scyphozoa; Rhizostomeae; Rhizostomatidae.
AUGAAAGACUGUAGACUAAUUGAUGAGCUUGAGCUUCCACUUAAGAGCUUUCAAAACUUUCUUGAUGCUGCAACUCAUGCAGUAAACCAGGGUCUCCACCUUUAUCUUUCUUCCUUUGUGUGCCCUUUUGUAGGUGAUUGGCCAGCACAGUUCUUCAUGAGACAGGUUCAAUAUAACCUCCCCAGUUUUGCUCCUUUGUCUUUACAAAAUAUUGUUCCUUUCAUUGGUCCCUUGCACAUUCAACUAAAUGCAAGAGAAUCUGUUUGUCUACUCAAUAUCGAGUUUUUCAAAAAGGCCUUUUCCUUCAUCUUUGGUGCUAGGAAACACCUUUCAAAUAAACCAAAAGCAAGUCGAAUUUCUUUAAUCGAGGAGAUACUUUAUGGUGGUUGGACAUCAAUCAGAGAGCAAGUUACUGUAGCUUUCUCAAACUGCAAAGACCUACAGUACUUAGCCCUUUUAAAUCUGUUAGAUAAUUAUCUUCCUGUUGUCCUUUCUAUCUAUUCUGUCAUCUUUAAAAGGCAAAACACAGAGGAGUAUGCCACAUCACUUCUCAGGUGUUGGAUAAUGUUCUUUUGCUAUAAACGACACCACUACAAUAAGGCACCAUUAAUUUGGCUGAGCAAUUUCAUGCAUUGGAAGAAUCAAGAUCAUCCUCUUUUCAACACACUGAUGACAAAUCUUAAUGCAUUUGAUGAGUACCCUGUGGAAAAUUUCCAUUCCAUACUGCGAGCUCAGUCAAGCCAUAGCGACAGUGGUGAUCUUCUGCGCCAAAAAGCAAGAGCAUUUGACAACACCAAAGCCACUUCAGCAAAAUUUUCAUCUGUUUUUGAAGUUCCAAAAAAAUACACCUUCAGCAGAUCAAAACUGGAAAGAAUUAAAUUGGAUGCCGCCAAAUUCAUUUGCAGCAUUUUGAAGCAAAUUGCCCAAAAUCCCAAUUCUGGAUAUCAGGUGCCUCGACCAGCUAGGAAAGCAAAAAAUAUGACAUACUGGAAACUGCCUGUACUUUAUGGAGAAGACACAGUUGUAGCAUCCAAGGUCCUUCCGCUUGGAUUCCAGUUUCUCAACAAGGAACCAAAUCCAAGCAGGCGAUGCGACCUACCUAAUUGUGUGCAACCAUCCAUCAAUACAAGCAUGAAAAUUCUCCAUGGUUGUGGGCACUCCUUUCAUCCGGAAUGCUUUCCUUCUGGCCCUGGCAUUUGUAGCAUUUGCAAAGAUAAGUUGGUUGAUGCGAUCAAAGUUUUAUCUGAAGCUGCAUCAGCAUCCAUUCUCAAUCCAGACUCGGUGCCAAUUGUUGGUGAUCGCGAUAACGACGAUAAAGAAAAGGGUGACGAUGGUGAGGAAGAGUUUACUACCGACGAAAAAGGCUGUGAUCCCGCAACCAUUGCUGACGCCUUCCUCGAGUUAAAAAGAGAGAUAUUUACAUGGGGCCUUAUUCCAGGACCAGAAGCUUAA